AUGUAUCCUAUCAUUCGUGAAUUACAAAAUAAAUUUAUAGAUAUGAGUUUAGAAUUAAGUAAUAAUGAUGAAGAUAGCGACAAUGAGGAUGAUUUAGAAAAUGAUGACGACACUCAUUCACAAGCCCCUUUACCACUAUCUGAUCUUGAUCAAAUAGAAAAGCAAUUUAAAAUUGCUAUUUAUGACUCUUUGAAUAAAUAUUGGUAUGAUUUUCAUGAAGUUGAAUUGGUAGCUACCCUUUUAGACUCCCAGACCAAAAGAAU
Messenger RNA from Racocetra fulgida, 263 nucleotides. NCBI's taxonomy places the organism in Eukaryota, Fungi, Glomeromycota, Glomeromycetes, Diversisporales, Gigasporaceae. The record is from the annotation of a GenBank genome assembly.